CAAAAUUAAUAUUUUAGUCUCUGUGUGUUUUUAAGUAAUUUACAUAGUUUUUAGGUUUAUUUUAUAAUAUCCAAACAAUGCCCGGAAUAACACUAAGUGGUGAAACUAUUCAUUCAGAAGAAUGUCAUGAGAGUCGAUCGAAUGUUGCUGACAAAGUCUCAAAAGUUGAGUCCAACGAAGGCGGAACGCGGGACGAUAAAGAUGCUGAGAAUAAAGAUAUCAUCCCAUAUCAGGAGGGCGAAGAGAUAAACUUACAACCCAAGCUAGUCAAGACGAUAUAUAUGAACUACUUGCGGGACUUUCAACUCUGUUUCCACCAGUUCGAUGGCACGGAUAUGUUAAAAAAUGCAGCAGUAUUGUGGAAUAAAUUGAACGAUAGCCAGCGGAAGCUCUUUAACGAUAAAGAUUACGAGUAUGGAAAGGCGGUUCAGAUUUUAUACGACUGCCACUGCGAUCGUAACUUCGAGGAUAACAUUAAUUCGGCUAAUAAUUUGAGAUCAUUGGAGAGCAGCACCAGCUGUGGCGAAACCACCGCAACAUACAGUACAGGCAGCAAUACGAGCCCAGGAUCGAGCACCUCCAGCAGCAGAGACGAGAAUAAAGAGGAAGAAAAGGACGAGGAAAACAGUCACGAUACGGAUGACGGUUCAGAUAGUAAUGUGUGUUGUCCCCACGACUAUACUCAAGAUGGUUGUUGUCCGGUUAAAAAGAAAAAACCAGCCUGCAAGAAGAAGCCGGCAUGCCCAAAACCCAAGCCUAAAUGCCCUAAGAAAAGGAAGCCGCGAUGUCCCAGACCGAAACCGCGGUGCCCCAAACCCAAACCGAAAUGUCCAAAAAGAAAACCCCGUUGUCCCAAAAAAAAGAAGCCCCGUUGCCCCCGAAAAAAGCCUCGCUGCCCCAAACCAAAGCCGCGUUGUAAGCCCAAAAGGAAGCCGGCUUGUAAGCCAUGCUGUGGAUAAGAAACGACAGAGAACCUAUCAGAGACAUGUUUUAUUUUAUUUUAAAGGAGAUACUUGACAUUCAGCUUGUGUUAGCUAAAUCAUCAAAAAGAACUCUUAAAAUAUAUGACGAUCCGACAAUAACAAUUAUAAGAAAAAAGACAACGUUUACAUAAAAGGAUACUACUUUUUAAAAAUUUACCAACUCCAAA
Molecule: messenger RNA, 1150 nt
Organism: Scaptodrosophila lebanonensis
Lineage: Eukaryota; Metazoa; Arthropoda; Insecta; Diptera; Drosophilidae
Gene: Mst77F
Product: pollen-specific leucine-rich repeat extensin-like protein 1
Exons: 2
Coding region: 78-959 (293 amino acids)
Source: RefSeq, a predicted model, not a curated record